Messenger RNA from Arctia plantaginis, 243 nucleotides. Lineage: Eukaryota; Metazoa; Arthropoda; Insecta; Lepidoptera; Erebidae. The record is from the annotation of a GenBank genome assembly.
AUGGUUGCAUGCGUGUUAGACACCGGGGUUUGUAACGACGUUAUUGGAAAUUUCAAAAAGGAUGUCCCAGAAGCAGUUGAAACAGCAUGCAUCAAGUGCACACAAGCUCAGAAACACAUCUUCCACGUAUUUUUGCUAGCAUUGAAGAAUAAGCUGCCUAAAGAAUAUGAAGCUUUUAACAAGAAAUAUGAUUCUGAAGGAAAACACUUUGCUGCUUUGGAAGCUGCUGUAGCUAACUCUUAA